Struthio camelus australis is the source of this 4287-nucleotide messenger RNA. NCBI's taxonomy places the organism in Eukaryota, Metazoa, Chordata, Aves, Struthioniformes, Struthionidae. The record is from RefSeq and is a predicted model, not a curated record.
AACUGCCUGUGUGCGGUUAACUCUGCUCUUUUUGCUUGCAGGAAGAGACUCAAUGCUUCACGGGAAGUAGACCCAGUAGAGCUCCCGAACUGCCAGCUCAUUAAAGGCAUUGAAAGGGGUUCAGAAGACAUCGACAUUCUCCCUAACGGGCUGGCCUUCAUCAGCUCCGGUUUGAAAUAUCCAGGAAUGCACAGCUUUGUACCAGACAAGCCAGGUGAAAUAUUUUUGAUGGAUUUGAAUGAAGAAAAUCCAAGAGCAGUUGAACUGCGAAUCAGCCGUGGGUUUGAUCUGGCAUCGUUUAGCCCUCAUGGGAUGAGCACUUAUGUAGAUGAAGAUGACUCUGUGUACCUCUUUGUUGUGAAUCAUCCGCAUCAGAAGAGCACAGUAGAAGUGUUUAAAUUUUCAGAAGAUGACAAUUCUCUUGUACACCUGAAAACCGUUCGACAUGACCUUCUGUCAAGUGUGAAUGAUAUAGUAGCUGUGGGACCAGACAGCUUCUAUGCAACCAAUGACCACUACUUCUUUGACUUCAUCUUGAUAUUCUUGGAGAUGUUCUUGGGUUUAACUUGGUCAAAUGUUGUUUACUACAGUCCACAAGAAGUUAAAGAAGUAGCAGCUGGGUUUUAUUCAGCCAAUGGAAUUAAUAUGUCACCCGAUGGAAAGUACAUAUAUGUUGCAGAUAUAUUUGAUCAUAAUGUCCAUGUUAUGGAAAAACAUGCUAACUGGAAUUUAACCCAUGUGAAGACGCUGCAGUUGGAUACUCUUCUCGAUAACUUAUCUAUUGAUCCUCACACUGGAGACAUCUGGACGGGAUGUCAUCCCAAUGGGAUGAAGCUGAUCUACUACAGUCCUGAAAAUCUCCCUGCCUCUGAGGUGCUUCGUAUCCAGAACAUCCUCUCGGAGAAGCCUACGGUGACGCGCGUGUACGCCGACAACGGCUCAGUGCUGCAAGGGAGCUCAGUGGCGGCGGUCUACGAGGGAAAGCUGUUGAUUGGCACAGUGUUUCACAGAGCGCUGUACUGCAAGCUAUAGCCUGGUUCAGGUGAGAUUUGUUGCAGCGGAAAGGGUUUAAUUCCAUGCGAACUCACUUAGUUUCUGCUAAAUUUGCUAAUUACAAGACUCUUCCAAUAAACGUUAACCAGAGCCAUGGAAAUGUAUUUUAGCCUUCCUCUCCAAAAGGGAAAUGAGUUUUAUGCAAUAGUAAAGGAAAUAAUAGAAUUUAAGGUGAGACAUUAGAGCUUCUUUCUUUAAGGUGGAUGACCCACUGUCAGAAACAAAGGGUAAACUUGAAGUUCAAAUUGCGAUUACAAAUAGCUGAAACUGUCAGACUUGGAAUUAUCCACUGUGACUGGAUCUCUGCUUUUUUUUUUUUUUCUUGGAGAAAAUUGGUUUUCUACAUGAGAAUUGCUAACUGCACGUCUGAUGCCCUUUCCUGUCUCUGAUGCUUGGGCUUUCCCAAGGAUUGUGCCAGGGGUUCUUUUUCUAAACCUUCCUGCCAGCUUCCCUUAACGCUGCAGGACACAGUGGAAGGAGAAUUAAUGUUAUUUCAGUCCCAUUUCUUUUCGCUCCCCUUUUAAAGCCAUUAAAAUAGCUUACAUUUAAGUGUUUUAAAAGAUUAAAGAUGUUAGUUUAGUUUCAUAAACCUUUCUGAAGAGGAAGAAUCAUUUUGGGAAUGAUUUCUGAAUAAGUCUUCCAAAGGGAGUUUAAAAAAGCCUUUUUAUCUUGAAGGGUGGGAAGCACCUCCCGAAUAUCUUCAGUGAAAAGCGUAUUAGCAAUUAUUGUGCUCUGUUGCAGCAAGGGGAACGUCUGUGGGUGCUUUGCUGCAGUGACUACCUGCGCGUGUGGUUCAUGCGCCUUCAGUGUCUAAUUUCAACUCUGUAUGGAGCUGAUUGCAGCUGUGUUUCUGUGCAGAAAGCGUCUAAUUCACGUCACCUUUAUGCCUAGGGAGUUACUGGUAACACUGUAUUGUAUAGCGUUAAAAGACCUAUCCAGGUUUCCAUCAAAUGUUAUUUUUACAAUGGUGUCAGUUAGUAUCACUGCCAAUAAACUGACUUAAGUGUCCUUCCAAGUUGGAAGUCAGGGUUGUGCUUCACAGCAUGACGCUGGUCUUGCAGGAACCUCUGCUUUAACUACACUUAAUUUUGUGCCUGUGGAGCGAGUGCCUCCUUCAUGAGGAUGGGUGUCCUCACUGCAGGGCAGUCCCUGCGGCUCUUUCUGUCCUCCCGCCGCAGACCCCUGUUCCGGUUUCGUGCAAGAUGUUGACUUGCAGCAAACGGUGCUGUAUGACCCGUGCCUGCUCUGGCGCCGGGGGUGUUGCUGCGCUUCCUGCGAGUGCUGGUGCCGUCGCUCCUUGCCGGCUCGGCUCAGCCUCUGACCAGUUUUACCAGCCAGAGUGCCCCACGUGCCGGUAGUUUCUCCUUCUGGGGAGGCAGGCUGUGAAACCCGCUGUGUUGCAGAGCUAGUGCAGCCCUCAGCUGAUUCGGGAGGGUAUUUCCUCGCUGCUAUUCUUGCACCGCUGCGUGGAGAAGAAAAGGCAGGCUGGGCAUGCAAGUGCAGACUCAGGCGCUGAAAGAGCUAGUCCCUGGGUGCUCCUUGCUAGUCUGGCUUUGCUGUUGCCUGCUGCAGCCUGCUUCCCCACCAGCCGCCGCCGCUGCCGCCAAGCUGGCGAGCGCUGUGCGGGGAGGUCGGUAGGCCCAAAACAUGGGACCUCUUCUGAGAUGAUAGUGCAAAUAAUCUGGUCUGUAGCAGCCCCAACACCAAGGUGGGACCCAGUGUAUGAGCUAGCCUUUGCCUGUCUUCGGGUUUUGCAGUCCUGGCUGAGAGGAAGCGCUGCUGUGGGAUGAGAGUUGGGUAGGCCGUGGCCGUGAGCAGUACGGCUGGGUGCUGACAGCUCCUGGCUCCUGUGCCUUUCCUUGCCAAGACAGUCAACCUAAUACCUUUCACCCCCUGCUAUAAACAUAACCCAUGGAGUUGCUGUUCCUUCUUGGAGGCAAGCAGGGCAACGCUACAGAGCGCAGAGGCUGCGCUCAGGAUUGGGCUUAUGGGAGUGCUGUUCCCUGUCCUCCGCAGAGCUGCCCUGGGUGGUACUGCAUUGCCUGGUGCGCCCCGAGGACGUCUGCUGCAGGCUUAGCCAGCAGAGAGGCUCUUGUCUAAGGCAUGCUGCUGAGUGCAAGACGUUGUGUGGGGCGUGAGCACAGGGCUGCUGCCGCCAGGCCAGCGUGGUGGCUUGCUGCUGUGCCCUGCCUCACGCCGGGGCUUCCCAGCCCUGCAGCAAGAGCAGUUGCCUGGAUUCGUGGUGUUUGGUAUGCAAACAGCACAUGCUGCAAGGGUCUAGUGAUGGCUAGCAGGGGAAACCUGAGCUUUAGCAGUGAAGCUAGCUAAGCAAACUGCCUCGUCUCUUGGGCAUGAGUUGGUCUCUGCAGAACCUGUGGUCUUUGCUCCUCUCCAGAAAUGGCUGUAGCUGAAUUUGGGGACCCAGCUGUUUGCCCAGCACGUCCCAAGGCUUGCUGUCUGCCUUGGGAGGCUUGGGUGACCAGGGACUCGUGCAUUUGGCGCACAGACACGAGCUUUUUGCUAACCAACAGCAUGUAGCCAGCUGAGCGAACCCUUCCCUGCAGUAGUACAGAGCUGGCCCCGCAUAAGGCUGGCUUUUGUCUCCUCCCUUUGCCAGACUUGGCUUUGGUAUCAGUCCACUGUACCAUGGACUCAAGAAUGUAAUUUACAGUAACUCUGACUUUGUUUCUUCUUCCCUAGCAACUUCUCUCCCUACAGGGCAUUUUCUUCACCUUCCCUGGGAAGCAGCCUGCUUUCCUAGAGGAAGCUGUGAGCCAUUUUCAGUACUGAGGAACACCCCGUUUUCAGAGCUUACGUAGCAAAUAUUCUAACAUUGUUCUGAGGGAAGUUCUCAAAAUAUAGGGAGGCUGGGAUAUUAAUUUAUUUGUGAUUAGCUAAAAAGCUUGUGUGGUAGCAUUUUUUAAUAAUUAUUUUAGGCUUGUGACACUAUUUGUUCUGAAAUGAAGUGCCAUAUUCUAAAGAGUUAACAUCUUAAAGGCAUGGUAGCGAGACAGCUAAAACACUGACCGGUUUCCUUUGUGGUUGUGUAAGUGUAAUAAUCAGUGUUUGCCUCAGCAUUGUUAAAAGUAACGGAUGGAAAAUUUAAUUUUACAUUUUCCAGUAACCUUCUGAUGAGUAAAUCUACAAGUUGUUGGGUUUUUGUCAAACUUCUCCCACUUUUUAAAUUGUUUCUGGCCAUUCAGAAAAUAAAGAAUGUGUUCAUUUGUGACUGGC